Ruditapes philippinarum (Manila clam) is the source of this 2137-nucleotide messenger RNA. RefSeq names its product ubiquitin domain-containing protein 1-like. The transcript is spliced from 3 exons. Lineage: Eukaryota; Metazoa; Mollusca; Bivalvia; Venerida; Veneridae. Gene Ontology annotation, molecular function: protein binding. The record is from RefSeq and is a predicted model, not a curated record. Bases 89 to 787 code for a protein of 232 amino acids.
UGCACAAAUUUAUUCACAUCAGUGACGUCACUGGAAAAGCCCAGAGAAGGAACUGUCAAUUUUUAUCCCCUAAACCCCUCUUUACGAUAUGGGAGGGUGUUUAGGUAGUCAUAGACACCGUGAUCACUCAUCCAGGGAGUCUUCAGAUGUUGCUGGAAUCUCAAUUGGUAGAAAUCAACCUUUGCGGCCUGAGCGACCAAAGUGGAAGAGUGAUGUGCCCUUGACAGAAGGUCAGUUAAGGAGCAAGCGGGAUGAAUUCUGGGACACAGCUCCUGCAUUUGAAGGGCGUAAAGAGAUCUGGGAUGCUCUGAAGGCAGCAGCAUAUGCUUUGGAGACAGGGGACCAUGCCUUAGCUCAGGCUAUUAUUGAUGGUGCAAGUAUAACACUGCCACAUGGAACAUUAAUGGACUGCUAUGAUGAACUAGGAAAUCGUUACCAGUUACCAGUCUAUGUGUUAGGAUCACCAACUAACCUGAUUGAGGACACAAGCGAAAGCGAGGCCGGCCAGGAAGCGGACAGUAACAACCUUCCUGGAAUUGAAACUGUGAUAAAAUUCCGACUUUCGUCAACGAACAAAGACUUAAAAUUGAAAGUUCGGACUACUGACACAAUGCUUAAGAUUAAGAAAAAGUUGUUCGAACUAGAAAAAGUUGAGCCAUCAAAACAGCGAUUUUUCUAUUCAGGAAAAAUGCUUAAUGAUAAACUCAAAAUUGAAGAUGUGAAAAUUCCAAAAGGUUUUGUGAUUCAGGUGAUAGUUACACCAUCGGAAACGGAGGAAGUUAGUUGAGGAUUACGAGGGUUAGAUGUUAAGGUUGUUUACAGCAUACGGCUGUUGUUUUAAUGCCUACGGUUACAUUGUACAUCUGUGGUACACGUCAUGUACAUCUAUGGUACACAUCAUGUACAUCUGUGGUACACAUCAUGUACAUCUAUGGUACACAUCAUGUACAUCUGUGGUACACAUGAUGUACAUCUGUGGUACACAUCAUGUACAUCUAUGGUACACAUCAUGUACAUCUGUGGUACACAUGAUGUAUAUCUAUGGUACACAUCUGUCCAGUUAUAAUAUGUACACACCGAUCAAUUGGUCCUAAUUUUAUUCAGAACAGUCAUAGACAUGUUUUCUUUAUUUUUUGGGGGGUAGUACAUGUAGAUAAGAUAAUUUGUUUUAAUUACAUUUGUAUCUUUUAUUUUUAACAAUGACCGAAUAUGUCUUAACUAUUAUUGUUAAGACUAUUUGUCAUUGAUUGUUUCAACCAAGGAAAUGUACUUUGAAGAUUUAAGUGUACAUUGUAUGUACAUGUACUUUGCAAUUGAGACUAGUUUUCGGGUAUCUGCCCAAAAUGAUGUCAUUUAAUGUAAACAUUGUUACAUGCUUUUAAUUCCAUUUUGUAUUAUUUUAUAGGAAAUUUCAAGCCCAAUUUCACCUUUUGCACUGUUUUUUCUUUUCUUUUUUUUUUUAAUUUUGCAUUUUUCACAAUAACUUUUAUUCUAUCACAAUUUUUAUUUUAUAAAAUUGUGCCCUCUAGAAAAGAAAUUACUUAAAAACGGGUCUGACAUUGAAUUUUUAAAGUAAGAAAUAUCAAUUCUCUAUCAUUAUACAUUUUAGUACAAAUCAAAAAAGUAAAAGUCUUCAAAAAACAUUAAUUAGAAUUGAAGCUUAUAGCUUUAAAUCUAAUUACAAUUUAUGAUGAUAUCAUACUUAAAAACAUAGUUUAAAAGACAACUUUAUAAAAUACACCAGUCUUUCAAAAUACCUACAUUAUCUGCUUCAAUAUUAUACAAACAUGUGUGAGAUAAACAAUUUGUAAGCAGUGGGGAUUUUUCGCCAUUUUUUUAUUGGCUAAAUUAAGACAUAUUCCCCUUCUUUGAUAUAUUACUACUUUCAGGGAUUUCACUUCAAGCUACAAUAUAGGACAAUAUAGUACUUGGUAGCUAGGUGAAAUACUGUGUUACAUAUUAUAGGCCAUCUGACAGCAACUUUCAGUUAUUUCGUAUUCAUUCCUUUCUAACUUAUACGGUACCCACCUUCUUAAAGAAGUGACCCAACUUUUUUCAAACAAAAUGAAAUGCCCUGAUCUUUGAUACAUGUAUAUUGAAAAAGUACAUAAUGUAGGUGCAAAAACACUUGCCAUCA